This is a messenger RNA of Stomoxys calcitrans (stable fly), 1593 nucleotides long. RefSeq lists its product as uncharacterized. The coding region runs from base 150 to 1559 and encodes 469 amino acids. The record is from RefSeq and is a predicted model, not a curated record. The transcript is spliced from 5 exons. Lineage: Eukaryota; Metazoa; Arthropoda; Insecta; Diptera; Muscidae.
AAUAAACAAAAUACUUUUCCAAGUAUCUUCCGACGGUGCACACGGCAAGCAUUUGCAACAAAGAAGACGGACGCUCCAUGUGGACGCUGUAACAUUUGCUGGCAUGAAAGGAUCCGAACAGCAGUUGUCGCCCCACAGCCUCAAUCGCAAUGUUGAUUAACGACAACCAGCGCCUGCAGCGUAUUUACUUCCUACUGUCGGGAGUUGUGGCGAGCAGCCUCCUCAUCUUGACCUAUGUGUCGCUGUUAACAAGAGCGGAAGAAAACUUGCAGAAUGACAUCCGGAUCAUGCAGCUGUCUUUGGAUUUUGUCAAACCGACUUCGUUGGUAUGGUCCUACAACAACAAUUGGCGUAACAUAGGCCACAGUGGGAUGAAGCACAAAAUUUAUUCGGCUUACUUUGAUCGUCGCACGGACAUUCUGGACUAUCCGUAUGAAUCGGGAUCUGGUGUUGGUAUUGGCUCCAUAAGGAUCAUUGCCAUACUGCCUUUAAAAUUUCGCGAAGAGGUUACGUGUACUUUCAGAUCAGAAGAUUUUACCUUGUCAAAAACGAAAGCCGAAAGCCUUAGACCUCUAAAGGAUCAUCAUGAUGCCAAAUUUGCCGCUUUUACUAUAGUGUGUCCUCUGUAUAAGGCAAUGAAUGAAAGUCUGGUAGUGCGUUUGCCGCAUGCGGUGGCCAUAAGCUACAAGUCGAAUACACUUAGUCAGCAGAGUCCAAUAUUUGUGCCAAUAAGCUAUCCCCGUGACAUGAAUCAAUUGUUUGCCAAGUCAAAGCCAGUUCUAUCCAUUUGUGUUGCUCCGCUGGAGGUUAACUCCAGCAAUGCUCUACGCAUAGUAGAAUUUGUGGAAAUCUACCGACUUUUGGGAGCGGGACAUUUCUAUUUUUACUCCAUAAAUACCAGCAAGGAAGUGGGUAGAGUAUUGGCCCAUUAUCGCAAUCAAAGCCUAGUGGAUGUACUCCCAUGGAAUCUGCAAGAUCAUCAGGACGAUUUGUUUGCGAACGGAACGAUUGCCCAAAUUAAUGACUGUAUUUAUAGGGCCAUGACUGUUGAUAACUAUCGCUAUGCUGCCAUUGUGGGCCUGGAUGAAAUUUUGAUGCCCCUAAAGCACAAUUCCCUAAUGAAGUACUUAUUACAGUGCGAUGAAGGUCUGACGGCUUCGUUCAUUUUUCGCAAUGUCUUUUACUAUAAAGCAGACCGGGCGGACACUUUCAGCAUUCCCGACAAGAUACAAAAUCGCCAACUAUAUACCCAGACAAAGGUGCGACGCACUCUGGAAAUUUUGCCUGCCCACACAAAGAGUAAAUUCAUCGUCAACACCCAUGCCUCAGUGGAUAUGGGUCUUGAGCGCAUGUGGCGUGCUGCCCCCGGCUACACAGAUCGCAUUCUGGCGCCGACUGUGGGACUUUUGUUCCAUUACCGUGAGCGUUGCAUCAAUUGCCGCAUGAUAAUGGUGGUGGACUAUACAGCAAGGCGAUAUGGUUCUCUGCUCUGGGAUCGUGUGGACAACACAUGUCUGCAGACAUUCCUAAAAGACAAAGGUGUUUGUCCGACUAAAUAGGUAAAAUAAAUAUUUGAGUUUCUGUUAUAAAAAA